Messenger RNA from Pogonomyrmex barbatus (red harvester ant), 5971 nucleotides. It is a transcript of the gene LIMK1, whose product is annotated as LIM domain kinase 1. Gene Ontology annotation, molecular function: protein binding; protein serine/threonine kinase activity; ATP binding. Gene Ontology annotation, cellular component: cytoplasm; nucleus. The record is from RefSeq and is a predicted model, not a curated record. Gene Ontology annotation, biological process: actin cytoskeleton organization; protein phosphorylation. NCBI's taxonomy places the organism in Eukaryota, Metazoa, Arthropoda, Insecta, Hymenoptera, Formicidae.
AUGAAUAUAGAAUCAACAAUCAUUGAUACGCCAAUAACAAACAAUCCAGGAGGUGGGGAAGGUAGAAAAACAUUAAUAUGUGCCGGUUGUCUCAAUGCUAUUGAGGACGAAUUUAUACAGGCAUUGAACCAGGAAUGGCACAUUGAUUGCUUUCGAUGUUCGGCGUGUGACAUUGGUUUAUCCUCCUGGUACUUUGAGAAAGAUGGUUUGCUAUUUUGUAAGGAUGAUUAUUGGGCUGCUUAUGGCGAAGCAUGUCAAGAUUGUGGCCAGAUCAUCACAGGCCCUGUCAUGCUGGCAGGUGACCACAAAUUUCAUCCAGAAUGUUUUGCUUGUACAUCAUGCGGUGCUUUUAUCGGCGAUGGCGAAAGUUAUGCACUUGUUGAACGAUCCAAGUUGUACUGCGGGGUUUGCUACAAGCGACAAAUGCAACCACUUAACAGGACGUCAAACUAUCCUUUUGCCAGGAAACCGCACAGCAUUAGACUGGUCGAAAUACCACCCAGCACAACAGAUCCAGAUAAGCAAAGAGGAAUCAAACUCACGUUAGACACAGCUCCCAGUCCCCGCAGUUGUGGUGCUUUGCUGCGCAUUUCAGAAUUGAACAUGUCCAGCGAUCUCAUAUCAUUACAUAUUGGCGAUCGAAUCUUGGAAGUAAAUGGCACCCCUGUUAAAGACCAGCCGGUGGAAAAUAUUGAAAAUCUCAUACAAUACUCGGACACAGUUUUACAAUUGACUAUCGAGCACGAUCCAGAUGCAGUAUUACGACGGCCCACGUUCUCUUCACCGUCCUCGGCGGCGCUGACAUGUGUCGGUAGUCCCAGGACAAGUCCCGAAGGCAAAGAGCGGUUAUUUAAGCGUCGGGACGAAGGUUACAUUAACGGUGCGCGGAGCCGACAAUUGCGAAGAACGAGAGAUCCUAUGCAUAAAGAACGUAGUAGUUCUAUGUCGCGAUUGCUCGACGGAUCUUCUCCAACGAAUCCUACUUAUGAUUUGAGCCGCACCAGAUCCUUCCGUGUAGAACCAAAGAAUCAGAGAAUAUUUCGAGCGAGUGAUUUGGUGAAAGGCGAACUCCUGGGCAAAGGAUUCUUUGGACAAGUAUUCAAGGUGACGCAUCGCGAUACGGACGAGGUGAUGGUUCUCAAGGAAUUGUACAGAGUGGAUGAGGACGCGCAAAAGAACUUUUUGAAAGAGGUUGCGGUACUACGUUCAUUACACCAUAACAACGUUCUUCGAUUUAUCGGUGUUCUUUACAAGGAUAAGAAACUGCAUUUGGUUACCGAAUACAUAGCAGGUGGCACGUUAAGGGCCCUGCUUCACGACACGAACGAACCAUUGCCGUGGGAACAGCGUACGUCUUUUGCAAAAGAUAUCGCUGCCGGCAUGGCUUAUUUGCAUUCUAUGAACAUUAUCCAUCGCGACUUAAACUCGCACAAUUGUCUCGUUCGCGAGGAUAAAACUGUUGUUGUUGCUGAUUUCGGUCUGGCGAGAAUCAUUCAGAACGGUAACUCGCCAGACAAUCGCAAAUAUAAUCGACAUUCCGAUGGAGAGGUGAAGACUUCGAAGAAAGAACGAAAGAAACGAUACACAGUUGUCGGGAAUCCCUAUUGGAUGGCACCCGAGAUGAUGAAAGGCAACAAAUACGAUGAAAAAGUAGAUAUAUUCAGCUUUGGUAUCGUCGUCUGUGAAAUUAUAGGUCGAGUUCAGGCAGAUCCCGAUUAUUUACCAAGAACCUCAGACUUCGGUUUGAAUCAAAAUGUCUUCAAGGAAAAAUUUUGUUCCAAUUGUCCAGAAACCUUUUAUAUGAUCGCAUUUCUUUGUUGUGAUCUGAAUCCCGACAAGAGGCCGCCAUUCGAAGUUAUGGAGGUUUGGCUAGAAGGAUUGGCGAUGCAUUUGUCUGUAGGUGCCGAAUUGCCAGCAGAUCUUGACUUUGAUAUCAGGAAUUACAAAGGACCGAGUCCGAGCAGCAGUGAGUCCACGACUCCAGAAACUCUGGCACCACAAUUGAAACCUAUCAAGGAAGGCCAAGUGCAUCAAGAGAAAAAGCGGUCUACUGGUUGCGAUGACAGUACUUUAGAACGUGAGAUAGAGCCCUCGUCAGGUAAUAUUCUUCAUGUGCCUGUGAGUCCACGUAACAGGUAUACGAGACAAAAUAGUAAGAGCAACGAUAGUUCGGGCAACACGGGACGUUACUCGAAGCAAAAUUCCAAAUCAAAAGACUUCGUAUCCGACAAGGAGAAGCCUGACAUCGUGAUUUCACCCGAUUCCAGCGGUUUCAGCGGACGAUACAUGAGGAAUAACAAUAUCAAAUUGAAAGAUACAUCUCCCGACAUUCCAAAUACUUACGCUUAUUCGAAGCAGGAAAUAUAUCCAAGCCAAAUCGAAGCGAAUGAGCAUAAUGUGACUCGGAUGCCCACCGUAGAGAAGAUAAAGUACGUAGGAAACGCGAGUCCAUAUGUCGUACCGGAUGCUUCGGAAUAUAUAAUCGACAGUAAAGGCUCGUAUAAGAUCAACAUAAAACAGAAAUCCGCGGAGAAAUGUAAUGAUACAAGUGGUCACAAGACGAAGCCGGAGAGCAAAUUCAAGAUACCAGAUGCCGCAGGUUCCGUCGGCAUUUAUCUAAAACAAAUUGGUAAAUCUAUCGGCGCUAUAGAGAAAGAAAAUAAAAUGAUUAAUAAUACGGCAAACAACGGUGAUACCGAUUCGAAAAGAGUGAUCAGUGAAGGCACAAAAUCUACCGGAUCAUAUUUGCGAAGAACAAAAAUAUCGCCGACCAAGGAGACAUCGAAGAACGCAUUUUCUAACAAAGAGACUAUCAAAGAUAAAGUUGAUGGUAUUUCGCCGCUAAAAAAAUCCGAAUCAAAAAUCCCUCCAAAUCAAGAGAAUAUCGUGGGAAACGAAAAGGAUAUUAAAGAUAGAUUAUCUAGGCAGGAAAGUAAUGUCUCCGACGUUGGCAGUAUCUUGUCCAGAGAAGGAAGCCUUACAGUAUUAGAUUGCACAUCUAAAUACAAAGAUUACUCACCAUUCAAUACUUUUACAAAGAGUGAUUUUUGUCAAGAUCAUUCUUUCGGAAAGCAAAGCUCAGGGCUGUAUCAUACAGACAGUCUUUAUUCCAACUCCAGCAUUUCGAAACGAGACGAUCUCAUCAUACCUAACAAGCAAAAUACGAGUAAUGACGUUGUUGGAAUGAGACCGAUGGACAAUGGAUCAAAAAGCUCAAUGAUGACUUCGUCUAUAUAUAACAACGAUUUAAAGACGAUGCCAAGCUGUCUGGCUGAAUAUAAUGGAUGCUACAAGGGUAUCGAUAUCUGCAGACAGGACAGUUUUGGUUCCGACAGCGCCCUCGGCACUAUGAAGAGUGAUUUCUUCGCGGAUGUCGAUUUCGCGCAAAUAAGAGAUGGUCGGCACACGCCGGACUUGUGCCAUACAUCUGAAAGGUGCUGCACACCUAAUCGUCCGACAUCACCGAUAGAAAGUACUGCUUUAUAAAUCAAAAUGCGCUACGGGAAGAGGAUUGUUAUUCUUCUUGAAGAGAAGUUGUUGCUUUACAUCGAGAUACAUCGAGAUAACGUUCGUAAUCCCCGACGAUGAAUGAAUCUCAUUUGCUACUAAUUUGAUCUCUUUAUUCAUAUAAUUCAUAAACUUUAUUCAAUAAGGGCCAUGUUAACGUGCUUAGUUUUGCAGUAUUAACUUUUUAUUUUAAGAGUUUAUUUCGUUUAUUAUUUUUAUAAAACAUUGAGCGAUAAAAGAUUGAAUUCGUGUUGACCUUAUGCGCGACAUUUUAAUAUCUGUUUUGAAAAAUUUUCUGAAAAAAGAUAUAGCUUUAUUUUAUUAUUAAAAUUGUGUAUUUUAAAAAUUUGGAAAGUUGAUGAUAGGCGCAAGACAGACGCAGGAACUUCGAACUGGAAAUAUUCCCGUUGAACACACAAAUCAAAAUAUUGUCUUGCUGGGAAAAGUAAUGACACAAUACUCAGUAUUAACGAAUAUUCAAUUGCCGGUUUACGAAUUUUUAGGUCGUAAUGGCAUCAGUUAAUUAGCCGUAAGAAUUUCGAUUACAUUCCUAAAAAAAGAUCUUGCCACGUGGUUUUUCAAACGUGGGAGUUUAGGCGAUGAAACGCGGCUCCCCCGACAAAAGCCAUUCCAUCCAAAAUACUUGUAGAACCGGGAUUUUGAUAAGUACAAUAUUAUUAGUGUGCUCGAAACAGUAGCACUGUGAAUACGUCGAUUUUUGCAAAUUACGAAUGACACGACUACAGAAUCAAACAAACCGUCAAAAAGUCGAAGUACUAAGUACUAAGUAGAAGCUAUACAUUUUGACUUUGUAAGUUGGUGCAAAAUACGUUUUCCCUGAGACUGCACGAUCAUGUAAGUUUUUCUGAAAAUUGCGAGCACAUCAUGUAGACUCAGUUCUUGUAGAAUACGGUGUAAAAAUGGUAUAUUUGUUUCAGGGCAUACAGAUGUACAUCACAGUGUAAAAUAUUGUAUACGUUUUUGUAAUACUGCUGUAUAUGUACAGAUAAUUGAUAUAUUAUAUAUGUAUGUAUACAUACGUGCAUAUAAAUAUAUACAUAUACAUGCGACGUUUAUAUCUUCGUUACGUCCAUUAACUGUUCUCGAUGUACUCUGAUAAGAGAUUACAUUGUACAUUACAAAUGUGAAUUAUAUUUAUGUAUUUCUUUUCUACCGACGUAUACAGUACGCUUCUUCUUUAACGAGGAUAUAAACGAUGGCAGAGUAGUAAAUAAAACGUGUGUAUAAAAAAAAAGAAACAAAUGAUUUGUAUAUAAGUUUGUAUAUAUUUGUAUUCAAAUAUUUGUAAUUUCCAAAACACCGAUCGAGGUAUUUGAGUAACAAUAAGUUUUAUACUUGCGACAUAGGUUCUAUUCCGAAAUAUAUUGCCGAUCCUUUUUUUUUUUCUUUUAAAUCGCAUGUCGACUAUAAUUUCAUGACGAUUUAGAUGAAAUUACAUUGCUUUUAUAGACGCAGUUCCAAGCAAUAAUUUUAAUAAAACGUAUAAUUUCAUCACAUUUUUAUCCCACCAUCAACAAAAUCAUCUCACGUUAGAUUGCAUGCAAGCGACCACUUUCCCUCACCAGAAAAGAAGUUACUUUCGCGGUUACACGUUUGUUAAUAUAUUGUUUCGAAAAUAAAAAAAAACGUUUAUUACUCAUAUAAUAAAGGCAUUCUCGAAUUGUUUGUAUCUAUAACAUAUUUUGUGAUUAGUCUGACGAUCGUUUUUCCUUUUCUUUUUUUGUCUUAAAAUUAUAAUUGACCGCACGAAAAAAGCCUAAAGAAACAACCCUGAUCUUUAUUUUUCUCUACGUGUUAGUUUUAGUUUAAUUCUCUCACAAAUUGAAGACAAGCGAAUCUAAUGAUCUAUAUUUUUUUGACUUUUAAAAUCUGAAUCUUAUGCUCUGCGAAUCCUAGCAUUUUUUGUAAACUUCCACCGAAGAAAAUCCUAAAGAAUUACGAGAUUUUACAGUAUGUCUCGUAAACACAUGGGGUAAUUACUAAUCAGCCGUUCUAGGCUUUAAUAUAUAAUUUCUACAAAUGGAUUCUAAAUUAAUCUCGGGGUUUAAUUUAUUUUUUAUUCUUUUUAAAUUCUUAGAGAUUAAAAAAAAAUUAGAGUAAAUUUAAACCGAGAUUAAAAUUAAAUUACAUUGGUAGAAAUGGACAUAAGCCACGCGUCACCCCUUCUCUCUUCGUAUAUGUGGCAUGUAAUGGGAACACACACAUUAUCGCUAAAUGUUACGAGCGUUUAUCACGUAGAACAAGUUCCAAAACAUCGCAAACAACGCGUGUCCAGUCAUAGAGACGGACGUUGUGCAAUAACUGUGCGGCUUGCUGUAUGUAUACGGUAGAGACUAGCCUAAGAGAAUCGUUUCACGAUCCUUGUCCUUAGUUAAUGAGAGCAAACUAAUUAGCGACCUAAGGUAGAGCGUUUCGUGAGAAAUUGUGAGAUUGCGUCAUGGAA